This is a messenger RNA of Camelina sativa (false flax), 1971 nucleotides long. RefSeq names its product two-pore potassium channel 3. Gene Ontology annotation, cellular component: plasma membrane; plant-type vacuole membrane. Gene Ontology annotation, biological process: stabilization of membrane potential; potassium ion transmembrane transport. Gene Ontology annotation, molecular function: potassium ion leak channel activity; outward rectifier potassium channel activity. Lineage: Eukaryota; Viridiplantae; Streptophyta; Magnoliopsida; Brassicales; Brassicaceae. The record is from RefSeq and is a predicted model, not a curated record.
CACACACAAAUUUCUCUCUUAAAAUGUUAACAGCCACAAGGAGGAAAGAAAGCGCCAUUUCUGCUUCUUCUUACUUCGAUCCUUUUGUGAGAAAGAGAGAGAGAUAAAGUUUCUUCCUUUUCCCCACGUUUCACGUCCCACCUCUUACCUCUUCAAGCCCUACAAGUUUCGACUUCUCUGAUCAAACCCAAAAAAAAAAAAAACAAAAAAAAAAUCGAAUUUUUUCCGGUUUAGUGUUUUCCGGCGAGAUGGCCAACGACGGGACUGACCCAUUACUUCAAUACAUGAUAAGCCCGAAAAUGAAAAGACCACCGCAGCUUCUGUUUCCAUUACCUGAAGACAACGAAGUCGCGAUUCCGAUGCCGAUGACACCGUCGGAGUUCAAAGACCGUUUAAUCUUCGGACCCUUUUCACGUUCUCCGCGUGAUUCGUCUUCUCAAUUCAUCGAUUCCAUCUCUCAGUCUCAGAAACAACCCUCGCCGUCUUCUUCUUCCGCCGCCGUUACCCCUUUCACCGAUUCCACAACCCUAGAGCCUCUCCUUCCACCAUCAACAACACCACCACCGCAACCGGAGCUAUGGGUUUCCGAUGGAUACUCGAAUCAUUCUCACGGUGGCCAUCCACUUCACCGUUCCAAAACCGCACCAGCGAUGGCUGUGAUCAACGAUGUGCAUCACCCAAUUCGUCAGAAAGAUCUCACUGAGGCGUCACGAUCUGUUGUAAGACAAGCUUUUGCUCUUCUCGUUGUGUACCUCUCCUUAGGUGUGCUUAUCUAUUGGCUUAACCGUGAUCAUUACGUUGUGAAUCAAACCCAUCCUGUAGUUGAUGGCUUGUACUUUUGUAUCGUUACAAUGUGCACGAUUGGUUAUGGUGACAUCACUCCGAACAGUGUGGUUACUAAGCUGUUCUCUAUCAUGUUUGUGCUUGUUGGGUUUGGUUUCAUUGAUAUAUUGCUUAGUGGGAUGGUCUCUUAUGUUCUUGACCUUCAAGAGAGCUAUAUGUUAAACUCUGCUCAGCGGAGGGAUGAGCCAGAGAAGAGGAGGUCUUAUAUAAUCGAUGUUAAGAAAGGGAGGAUGAGGAUUAGGUUGAAAGUGGGUUUGGCGUUAGGUGUUGUGGUUUUAUGCAUUGCUGUUGGUGUUGGGAUUAUGCAUUUCAUUGAGAACAUUGGGUGGUUGGAUUCGUUUUAUCUGUCAGUUAUGUCUGUUACUACUGUUGGCUAUGGAGAUAGGGCGUUUAAGACAUUGCCCGGUAGGCUUUUCGCUGCGAUAUGGCUGCUUGUUUCUACGUUAGCUGUGGCUCGGGCUUUUUUGUACUUGGCUGAGGCGAGAGUGGAUAAGAGGAAUAGGGAACGGGCUAAGAAAGUGCUUUGUGAGACUAUGUCUGUCUCUCAGUUUUUUGCUGCUGAUAUUGAUAACAAUGGCUGUGUGAGUAAAGCAGAGUAUGUAAUAUACAAACUGAAGGAGAUGGAGAAGAUAACCGAUAAGGACAUAAUUCCAAUCUCCAAACAGUUUGACAAACUCGACCGAUGCAGCAAUGGAAAGAUUACUCUUGUAGAUCUCUUGGAUAGUAGCAGUGGCGAUUAAUCCUCUGCAACCUUUUUUGUUCUAGCUUAGUUUACAAAUGCAUACUACAAAGUAGAAACUGAUCAACGAUGCUGAUGAUGAUGAGUCCAGUCUCCGGUUAAAUUAAACCGUUUUGGACCGAUCUUAUGUCUUUUGGCCUUGUCUUGCAUAAUUUUGGUUAAGCAGGAUUCACUGAUUCACAACCAAAAGUAAACAUCUCCUUUUACAUAAGAUCAUGAGGAUGAAUUUUGGGUUUUCGUUAACCUGUUUGAUAUGUUGCCAAAUGGUUAUGUCAAUCGGUUUACUUUGGUACGAUGGCAAGUUAUGUUUUCUCAUCUGUAUCAGAGAUUUACUUUGGAACCCAUGUAAUUUUUGCAGAUAUGAUUAUGAUAGUUAGGAUCAAAAGUUA